Messenger RNA from Alligator mississippiensis (American alligator), 6685 nucleotides. It is a transcript of the gene KLF13, whose product is annotated as KLF transcription factor 13. Lineage: Eukaryota; Metazoa; Chordata; Crocodylia; Alligatoridae. The transcript has 2 exons. Bases 554 to 1393 code for a protein of 279 amino acids. Gene Ontology annotation, biological process: regulation of transcription by RNA polymerase II. Gene Ontology annotation, molecular function: DNA-binding transcription factor activity, RNA polymerase II-specific; RNA polymerase II cis-regulatory region sequence-specific DNA binding. The record is from RefSeq and is a predicted model, not a curated record.
ACGGCCACAUCUCCAUGCCUGCACGUUGCAGCUCUCUAGCUGUCUCUCUCUGUGCGUCUCAGUGCAGCAGCAGCUGAAGUCUAUGUUCAUUGCUAACCUGAUCAGCCCAGGAUGUGGCUUCUCGUUGACGUCACGCCCAGAUGUUUUCCCAGGCCACGCCCCUACGGGGGUCUGAAACACUCAGAGGAGCAAUAACGGGGAAAGCUUAUUCUACUGUCACAAUGCAAUGGAAGGGCUAGAGAAACUGCAUUUUUGUUAUUUUAUGGCUUUCUAGAAAAUCAGCAUCAAUUCCGACUUCAAGCAACAAACUGCCAGUGUUAGGAUUUUCUUUUUUAUCCCCCUUUACUGGACUUUAAAUGACUUUAGGGACAAGCCGGGUGUGAUCUUCAUGAACAAAGUGCAUUUAUGAUAGCUGCUAAAUCAACCCUCACUUCUGCAAAGAGAUUCUAAGUUAUAGGAGAGGAAAAGGCUGUUUGUAUUUUUUUUUUUUAAGAGAAAGAGUAUUUCUCUCUCUCUCUCUCUCUUUUUUUUUCUUUUUUUACACACAUGAAAAAUGGCAACAGCAGCAUAUGUGGAUCACUUUGCAGCCGAGUGCCUUGUUUCUAUGUCCAGUCGUGCUAUCAUCCAUAGCCCCAGAGGGGAACCAGACCCUCGACCUGAUGCAGCAGUACCUCUUCCACUUCCCUCGAACGGAGAAGAAAAGUGGGAAGCAAAAGAGACUGGGAAAGACAAUGGAUCAUCGCUUUUUGUGGUGGCCAGGAUUUUAGCCGAUCUAAACCAGCACGUCCCAAACUCUCCUGCCCUUCGGAUGGAAAAAACGGAGAGUGUUGAUAAAAGAGAAAAAAUAAGCCUUGCUCUUUCUCCUGAGGAGUUUGGGGAGGAAAGCGUCUUCGCAGCCGGCAAGCGUGGAGGAGGAAAAGCAGCCACACCUACUAGCCUGGCUGCAGUAAGUGAGCCAAGCCCCAAACAAAGGAACAGACGGGGGAGAAGCCGGGCUGACCCCGAGUCACCCCAGAAAAAGCACAAAUGCUACUACGUGGGUUGCGAAAAAGUUUAUGGCAAAUCUUCCCAUCUCAAAGCUCAUCUAAGGACCCACACAGGUGAGAGGCCUUUCGAAUGCAGCUGGCAGGAAUGCAACAAGAAGUUUGCUCGCUCCGAUGAGCUGGCCCGGCACUAUCGCACUCACACUGGAGAAAAGAAGUUUGGCUGCCCUCUCUGUGAGAAACGCUUCAUGCGCAGUGACCACCUGACGAAGCAUGCCCGGCGCCAUGCCAACUUCCAUCCCAGCAUGCUCAAGAGACGGAGUGGAAGCAGCUCGAGAACAGGGUCAGUCAGUGACUACAGCCGUUCGGAUGCAUCGAGCCCCACCAUUAGCCCUGCCAGCUCCCCGUAAACCUACCUGCACUGGACGUCAGCACUUUGCCUCUGAUCUAUAUUGUGGAGUUUAAUUUGUGUUGCACACUUUUUUAAAACUCUUUGCUUUUUGUUAUUGUUUUAUUUUAAAAAUCAGUAAGUAGCUGCCUCUCACUGCAAUUUCCAAAUAAAUUGUCUUCACAUCGCCAAACAGGCGGCUGGCCUAACCUCAUGGAUAGAUGGACCUGAAUGUUUCAUUCAGAGACUUCUGCUGGCUUGAUAUUUCAUACAUUUUACAGCCACAAAUGGAUGUUCUUGAUUGUUGUUUGUAAAAAACAAGAAAACCUUUAAAAAACCCCCAACAACUUUAGUUCACCUCAGGUGUUGAAGUCAUUUUGUAAGAACAGAUUGCACAACACAUGCAUAUGUACAGUUACAAUUCAGCUGUGUCGAGUUUUGUCCCCCCUUCUCCUUUCUCAGGGAUGGAUAUUUAUAUUACACAAUAAUUACAAUGAAGACACACCCCAACCGCAGCCUUAUUCUGUAGAUAUAUUUGCACUCGGAAGCUUUUUGCUAGGUUUUUUCACACACUGGGGGAAAAAAAACCCAAACAAGCUGGAAUUUAUUGCCAGGCUCUUGUAUUGUUUGAUGUCACAGUUACAUACCUAUGUUUGGGAAUGUCCAUACAGCGGCCUUCUUCUCUUUCAUCUAGCUGCUCUUUGCUUUUGAUAGCAAGUGGCCAUUUUACUUCUUGCUGAAGAUGCUCCAUAACCAGCUUCCUGUUGCAAAAACCUUCCUGAGGAUGGAUAAACUUUUUUUAAAACUAGUUUAAAUUUCCGAGAAAGAUUUCUAAACGAGAUGCCUUAAGUCAUGUAACCUAAGCAUAAGGAAACACAUUUACACUGGGUAACACUUUUCCUGCAAGGUAGUAUGGAAUUCUGGAGGCAUUGCGUCUUCUCCUCCCCUGCGUUGUUAAAGCUCUCUGCACUGCCUGUUGAAUAUGGGACCAACAAAAUAUUCAAAUCAAACCACAUUGACUUGAACAAUUUUUUUUUUUAAGUACUAAGAAAAGAGCGUAGCUGAACCAAUUGUUCAUCAAAACUUUUAAUAAGGUACUUACCUACUGUACAGCUGGAUGUUAGUAAGAUAAAUUGCUUAGGACAAAAUUUCUGUACCCUGUUGCUUCAUAAUUGUGGUCCCUGACAAAAGGAAACAAAAAAAUCAUCAUUAAAUGUCCUUUGACUGGGAAAAUAAAAUAUGCAUUUUGAAAAAGUGUUAUAAAAAUAAUGUUUUAGCUUAACAGUGCUUCAUGCUUCCCUUAUAUCUAUAAAGUAGGGCUUUCUUUACUUCCAAAUCACUGUAUAUUAAAAAAAGGGAAUCUUAAUUAAUUGUUUCCAUGUUGGGCUGUUCUAUGCUUUACAACUGGUAUGUGCUUUACAAAUGAUCUAGAAUAUAGCAAAAGAACAGAGCAUUGCAAUGUAGCAGAGACUCAUUGGCAGCAAAUACACUUUGUUUGGUUUGGCUGGUUCGAAUGGUGCAUAUAAAACAAAAUCAGGUGCUUUUAUAGCUUUGGACUUUUUUCAUAUUACUGUACAAGAUAAAUGCAGUCAAGUGUAGCAUAGUGAAAAGAAAUUAUACACCAAACCUGCUGUCUGAUAUAAAGUGAAUGCCUCCACAUUCCAAAGGAAUCUUGAUCCAUAUCUUAUUUGCUGCUUUGCAUUGAUCCAAUUUUGCCAGUUUUAAAAUUUUUUUGUACUGUAUAUUAACUGUGAGAGGCUAAUGCAGUAUAGAUUUAUAAGUAGUUUCAUAGGUACUUGCAUAACAUUUAAAUUGUUCAUAAUAUCAAGCACUCCUUCAGUUGUCUGAUUGGAAACGACUUAAAUAUAGGUGAAAAUACAGAUAUUUCAGUGUAUUUAUGUAUAUUUGGUUCAAUCAUCACUAUUACAAAACCAUUUUCUUCCCUAAAUCACACUAGGCUGGAGUUUUUGGUUUGAAGUAAUGAAUAGAAAGAAUGAAAGAAGCCUGUUGCAAGAGGCUCUGUGAACUGUUUGAUCUGUGUGUGGAGUUGCUUGCUCACUGUGGGUUUGGGAAAAGCCAUAUCCAUUUACCUCCAUAGUUAUAACUUUUGUAAUCUCUUCCAAUGAGAUACACAACAUUGACAUUUUGAUACAAUUCGGGUAAUAGGAAUUCACAUUCCAAUCAUUUCUGUGGCUGAUAGAAAUGCUUUUGUGCUGUAGUUUGUAAAGAGGCAAUAAAAAUAACUAGAUAAAGAAUUUUACAGGUUAUUUGUACCUAUUGCACACACUUUUAAAACAAUUAAUUAAAUGUCAAAUAUAUUUCUUAUAUGAAUAUAACUCAGUAUGGGUACAAUGAUAUAGGAAACAAACUGAAAACAAAGAAUAAAUAUGAAGUGCUGGAAUGUAUCAGCUGAAACAGUAAUGGCCUUUAUAGUCUGAUUGCAAAUGAUCAUGCAUUAUUUUCUCUAAAGAAAGCAUUAUAUUCUUCCUAGUUCUCUUCCAUGUGCAGUAUGCAGUUCUAUUCCACCCAUUAUAAUAGAUUUCUUCAGGUUAUAACAUUUUAGCAUAAAUUAAAGUAUUGGAAGUUGUUAUAGAUUUAAUUAUAGGCAAAAUGAUUUAAUAACCUUCAUCUAGGCAUAUUGCAAGCUUGCUAAUAAAGUUUGAACAGCAGCAGAGGAAUAUGGGACAAACCUUUCUAAACAGAAGUGCCAGGCAGAUUUGUUUACCCAAACAACAAACUAAAUCUUUUUUAUUUCUUCCCCAACCUUGGAGGUUUUAAAAUUAUUUUGUAAAUUUAGACAAGCUGAAAUAUUCAAUACAAGCUGCUAUGAAAGGAAUUCCCACCUCAGCCAAUUCAUUCCAAAAGACCACAUUUCUUACAAAUACCUAAAACUUUGGGAAGGUUUCUGAAUCAAAUCUUCACAACUUCAGAAUGUCUUCCAUCUCGGAGAUAAACAUGUCAGAUAACAAUUUAAAAUUGCCAGUCAAAAAUUGUCAUUUUUAAACCUCCCCACCAGACUGUCAAAGUCUCUAUUAAAUGCUCUUUCAGAAAUCUGAUGAUGAAUUCCUUCCCUACAUUCCAGCCCACUAGUUGUUUUUAUAACUGAACGUGAACAAAACCUCCUGCCAGAUUCUUACAUUUAAAGAUGUAAUCAUCUGUCCAGAAGCAGAAGUGCCACAGACCCUUUUCUUGUGAUAAUUCCUCCAGUUUUGCAGAUGUUUGAACAGCUCAGAUAAAGUUUUUGAAAACUUAAUGCCUUUUCAAGCUGACCUUAAACUCUAAGAACUUGCUAUUUAAUCAUAUGAUCUCAUGUGAAAGCAGUUUCCCAUCACUAGAUGCUCAGGAAAUACUGUUCUGGUAAGGUGCUAUUUCUGCCCACUCCGAUUUAUGGAAAGCUUAUCUCACUCCUUCCACUCCCAGAUGUCCUAAAAACUCAGGUGAUGUGGACUGCAGACUUUAAAUCUUUAAUUUCAUUCUUUUAGAAUAGAUGUAUUUAAUAGUAAAAAGUAAGAUCUCAGGGUUUGUUUACAGUUGUCCCCAAUGCUAGUUCUGGAAUUUGGACUGAACUGCCAUGAUGAAGGAAGAGUGCACAAAGCUGAAUACCUAUCUUUUCAGUUUUCUUUGCAAUCAUAAAGGCUGCUUGUCUUCUCUUUUAAACCUCCAUUAAAAUAAAAGUUGAAGCCACUUGAUAUUUCUCUGUAAACUACAUUCAAAGUGAUAUAAACUGCUCCAAGGCUUAUCUUCUUUAAGUUCAUUUCACUGUCCAGCUGAGACCAGUGAGGGAUGAGAAGGAUGGUAUUUUCUGUCUCAGUGGAUUUUUAAUCAUAUUUUUUACAGAUGCAUUUUAUUCUAGUUAUCAGAAACUUGCAAUAUAAUCCAUUAACCUCCUUUUAUGCAAGAUCCAAGCGCAUUAACAGCCAUAAGACUUCAGUUUUCCAUUUUUCCCACUAGGAGAAAUCCAGAUUGGUAAAGUUUAGGCAGCUAUGAAAUGUCCCCUCACCCCUUACGUCUGCAAACUAGUUGCUUCUUGCUUUUGUAAUAUAUUUGCUUGGUAUCUGUUUACAUUACAUAAUGGUAAAGGUAUAUAUUUAUAAGAAACCAUCAGAAGCCUAUGUUUGAUAGGAACACCUAACUUGUGUACAGAAUGACAUGUUUUACUAUGCAUAACCUACCUUUCCUAUUGCAUUGUUAGCUGCAGUAAGUUCUGGCCCUGCAAGCCUCCAUACAGCUUCAAAACCUCAUUACUCUGUAUCAUUUCAGUGCUAUUUGGUCUAUUCAGCCAGUAUGGAAUCAGGGGUAAGAAAGGGCCAUGUAAGCUCAUAAAUUCUUAGCUGUACAAGUUCACACCCAGAUUUGCCCAGUCCAGCAUAGUGGUAUGAGUUCUAAGGUUGGUAUUGUGUGAACUGCACUGUGAUUUUGGAACCAUGCUUUAUGAACAAAGAGUAAGGAAAAUAAACUCUUCAUAUUUAAAGCUAAUUUUUUCAUAAUCAUUUGCUUUGCUAAUGUCACCAACUGCAUGCCUACAAAUCUACUCCCUGGUGCUCUCUUACACCAUGUGUGUAUAGGCGCUUAUGUAUGGACUAUGCCAGUGAACAGUAUAAUGAACUUUAUAUUUUUAAGUGUUGGGGACAACCAUACAGACAACAGGUGGCCUAGAAAAUACCCAAAAUAUGCUCAUGUACCUGCUAAGGAAUAUAGAGUGCAUGAAACCAUCUACUGGUGUAGAUUUUCUACAGGUAUACACAGACACACACAUACCCUGACUGAGGGGAGGUCCGCAAAGCAACUAUAGGCAUCUUUUUUAUUACAACCAGAGAUGGACCUGAACCAAACAUCCCUGAAUUUUGGGAGAGUUUAAAUCCCCUUUUGAAUUUUGUGGUUUAGUCCCAUCUCUAGUUACAGCUAUAGUUACCUGUAUAUAUACAAAUGCUGUGUGUGUGUGUGUGUGUGUGUGUCAGUGACUGUUUGUGUCAGUGUGCAAAAUGCACAUGUUUACAUACAUAUUUUCAGCUUUUGGUGAAAUUAGAUGCCAUAUGCAUCAGUUUCACCCAGACAGUUUUAUCAACAGCACAUCAAUGCUUUCAUGGGUCACUUUUCAACUAUCUAAAUCACUACAUUGAAGUAUUACAGUUGUACAAAUAUAUGCCGAUCUAUUCUUGCUCUGCUGUAACUUUUUAUGUAUUUUAUACUGCAUAGAUUAUAUAUUGUGACAAUGUCCUAUGCAAAAAAAUUAACAAUUGUAAAAUAUGGUCUUAACUUGUAUGCAUGGUUAGCAACGUUUACAUUUUAAAAUAAAAUUUAUAAUUAAGAAAUA